AGAGAUUGCCCUGCUUGCCAAGGUCAAAGAGCUGUCACCAUUAAAUAUUAACUUGUUUUGCUUUGUUUUGCAGAUUGUUUGAACCGACUUUGACUCAGUCAGAAUACCUUCACACAGUUCAGAUGUUUUCCUUUUCAUAGAGAUUGCAACUUUUUAGGUAUCUGACUGUGCUUUUGCAAGAAUAAAAAGAUUGAAGCAAGAUGUUGAGCAUGAAGUAACAGAUAAAGAUAAAAUGGAAGCCUACUGAAAAUUGAGGAGAUCCCAAGCAAAAUGUCUCAGGAAGAGGAUGGGAUGAAAUCAGGUGACAGCUUACCUCAUCACCAAACUCCAAUCUCUUCUUCAGUGAGCUUGGAAAGUGACAGAUCCAAAGGUGAACCUUUGAACUUUGAAAGUGAAGAUCAAAGCUCACUUCAUCGCCAAACUUCGAACUCUUCUUCAGUGAGCUUGAAAAGUGACAGAUCCAAAGGUGAACCUUUAAACUUUGACAGUGAAGAUCAAAGCUUACCUCGGCUCCAACCCUCGAACUUUUCUUCAGUGAGUUUGAAAAGUGACAGAUCCAAGGAUGAACCUUUAAACUUUCACAGUGAAGAUCAAAGCUUACCUCGGCUCCAACCCUCAAACUUUUCUUCAGUGAGUUUGAAAAGUGACAGAUCCAAGGAUGAACCUUUAAACUUUGACAGUGAAGAUCAAAGCUUACCUCGGCUCCAACCCUCGAACUUUUCUUCAGUGAGUUUGAAAAGUGACAGAUCCAAGGAUGAACCUUUAAACUUUCACAGUGAAGAUCAAAGCUCACGUCAGCACCAACCCUCGAACUCUUCUUCAGUGAGUUUGAAAAGUGACAGAUCCAAGGAUGAACCUUCAAACGUUGACAGUGAAGAUCAAAGUGUUUCUAAUGACAACCAACCUGAAACAUCUGGACCAGCUGACACAGGAAAAAAUACCAAAGGAUCAUUUUCAACGAAAGGAGAUGCCACGGAAGUAAAACACCUGAAGGAAGAAAUUACUAAGGAGGAGGAUCAACAUAAAAAUGACCCAAAACUCUCUCACAUAGUAAUGCUUGAAAGUGGGGGAAGGAAACCAGUCUCGCUCAAAGAUUUAUUUGCCAACAAUAAAUCUCGGCUUCAAAACUUUCGUGGGUCCAAAAAUGUGCGAACUGUACUAAUGGAAGGAGUCCCUGGAAUUGGUAAAACAUACCAAACAAAAAUGUUCAUCAACGACUGGGAAAAAGGAAAAUCCAACAAAGACAUAAAGGCUUUAGUGACCCUUGAUUUCACUGAGUUGAAUAAAAAGAUGGAUGAAGUAAAAAGCAUGGAAUCUCUGCUGGAUGAUUUCUUCAACAAAAAUAACGUUGACGUUUCAAAAGAUGACAAGAAAAAGAUAUGUUUCAUUCUUGAUGGCCUGGAAAAAUGUGAACUUCCUCUUGACUUUGUAAACAACAAAGAAGUUGAAGACUUGAAGGAAGCAGCAUCAAUGGAUGUGCUGCUAACGAAUCUGAUCAAAGGAAAUCUGCUUCCUGAAGCUCAUAUUUGGAUAAUUUCUCAACCAAAAGGAGUUGAUAAGAUUCCUUCUAAAUAUAUCAACAAAACUGUUCACUGUCAAGAAGAUGCCAAAGAAGAAAAAUACCUGAAAGAAGUAAUUCUUGAGGAGGUGGGUCGACAUGAAAGUGACUCACAACUCUCUGAGAUAGUGACGUUUGAAAGUGGGAAAAAGAACCUAAUCAAGCCCAAAGAUUUAUUUACCAACAAUGAAUCUCUGAAUUCCAAACAUCCUGGUAUGUCCAAAAAUGUGCGAACUGUACUGAUGAAUGGAGUCCCUGGUGUUGGAAAAACAUUCCGAAUAAAAAUGUUCAUGAUCGACUGGGCAAAAGGAAAAUCCAACAAAAACAUAAAGGCUUUAGUGACCCUUGAUUUCACUGAGUUGAAUAAAAAGAAGGAUGACGUAAAAAGCAUGGAAUCUCUGCUGGAUGAUUUCUUCAACAAAAAAAAUGUUAACGUUUCCAAAGAUGACAAGAAAAAGAUAUGUUUCAUUCUUGAUGGCCUGGAAAAAUGCAAACUUCCUCUUGACUUUGUAAGCAACAAAAAACUUAAUGACUUGAAGGAAGCAGCAUCAAUGGAUGUGCUGCUAACGAAUCUGAUCAAAGGAAAUCUGCUUCCUGAAGCUCAUAUUUGGAUAAUUUCUCAACCAAAAGGAAUUGAUAAGAUUCCUUCUAAAUAUAUCAACAGAACUGUUCUCUGUCAAGAAGAUGCCAAGGAAGAAAAAUACCUGAAGAAAGUAAUUCUUGAGGAGGUGGGUCGACAUGAAAGUGACUCACAACUCUCUGAGAUAGUGACGUUUGAAAGUGGGGAAAAGAACCUAAUCAAGCCCAACGAUUUAUUUACCAACAAUGAUUCUCUGCUUUCCAAAUUUCCUUAUAUGUCCAAAAAUGUGCGAACUGUACUGAUGAAAGGAGUCCCUGGAAUCGGAAAAACAUUCCAAACAAAAAUGUUCAUGAUCGACUGGGCAAAAGGAAACUCCAACAAAAACAUAAAGGCUUUAGUGACCCUUGAUUUCACUGAGUUGAAUACAAGGAAGGAUGAAGUAAAAAGCAUGGAAUCUCUGCUGGAUGAUUUCUUCAACAAAAAAAAUUUUGUUUACAAAGAUGACAAGAAAAAGAUAUGUUUCAUUCUUGAUGGCCUGGAAAAAUGCAAACUUCCUCUUGACUUUGUAAACAACAAAGAAGUUGAAGACUUGAAGGAAGCAGCAUCAAUGGAUGUGCUGCUAACGAAUCUGAUCAAAGGAAAUCUGCUUCCUGAAGCUCAUAUUUGGAUAAUUUCUCAACCAAAAGGAGUUGAUAAGAUUCCUUCUGAAUGUAUCAACAAAACUGUUCACUGUCAAGAAACCUCUGAGCAACAGAAGAAGUUAGAAUCAUGUCUGAAAAAUAGAUUUCUGAAAGAAAUCACUGACGAAAAAGAUGAAAUCAGUCAUCCAAACCAGAAAACAACAGAACAUGUCAUCAGAAGAGAAAAUGGCUCUGAAGAAGAGGAAAGUAAACAGAACAAGAUCACAAAAGUGAAAUCCACUUCUGAGAUCUUCAAAGAUGUGAAAGAAGAGAAAACUAGAACAGUGCUGACCAUUGGAGAAGCUGGUAUAGGAAAAUCUUUUCACAUGAAAAAAUUUAUUAAAGAAUGGGCUAAAAAGGGUAAAAAUACCUGGUCAUUUUUCACCUGGAUCAGAAGACCAUUUUCUAGCCAGGCAAAACCUGCAGAACUUUUGUAUCAACUUGACUUCUCAAAACUCAAUUUGAUAAAAAAUGAAAAUAUCAGUUUGUCUGAACUUCUUCAUCACUUCUUUGAGGAAACCAAAAAUAUCAUCAUCUCUGACUAUUCCCAGUUAAAUAUUGUAUUUAUUUUGGAUGGACUCAAUGCAUAUCAAGGUUGUUUAGACUUUGAAAACAAUGAAAACUUGACUGAUGUCAGAGAACCAACCUCAGUGGACGUGUUACUAACAAACCUUAUCAGAGGAAACCUGCUGCCAGAGGCCCAGAUCUGGAUAACCUCUCAGCCUCCAGCUGCUAAGAAAAUCCCUGAUGGCUUUAUUGACAGACUGACAGAAAUACGAGAGAAGCCUGAUAUCACAAGUCAAAGAAAACUCAAAAGUGAACUAAAAGAUCAAUUCACCAGUGUGUCUGAAGGGAUUGAUAGACAGAAGACCUCAGCUCUUCUCAACGAGGUCUUCACUGACCUCUACAUCACAGAAGGAGAGCGUGCUCAGAAUGAAGCCAUGCAGGUUCAGGAUGCAAAGUUUAAAACCACAGAUGAAGAAACAUCUAUUAAAUACUGCGACAUCUUUAAACCUGCAAAUAAUAAUCAAAACAUUAAGACUGUCCUUACCGUUGGAGUGGCAGGCAUAGGAAAAACAUUUGCCUCAAUGAAAUACAUACUUGACUGGGCAGAGAGCAAAGCAACAGAAAACAUUUUUUUCGUUUUUCCACUUCCAUUCCGAGAGUUAAAUCUAAGAACAGAUAAAGAGCACAGUUUACAAGAUCUGAUUCAUCAGUUCUUCCCAGCAAUGAGGACAUCUGAAAUAACUGACUAUGACAAAUACAACAUUCUGAUUGUUCUGGAUGGUUUUGAUGAAUGUCGUCUUGAUCUUAAGUUCAGUGAAACAAAUAAAUGGAGUGAUGUCACAACAUCAACCUCAAUAAAUGGUCUACUGUCAAAUCUCAUCCUGGGAAAUUUGCUCCCUAAAGCUCAAAUCUGGAUCACCUCCCGACCUGCAGCAUCCAACAACAUUCCUCCAGAAAACGUUGAUCGAAUGACAGAAGUGAGAGGAUUUAAUGAUGAGCAAAAGGAAAAGUAUUUCAUGAAGCGAUUCAGUGAUGAGAAUGUGGCUAAAAAGGUCUUGUCAUAUGUGAAGAAAUCAAGAACUCUUUACAUAAUGUGUCACAUCCCUAUUUUCUGUUUCAUCACAUCAAAGGUUUUGGAGGAUUUUGUUGAAAGAAAUCAAGAUGAUGAACUGCCAAAAACUCUGACUGACAUGUACACACAUUUCCUUUUGCUCCAGCGCAGACAGACAAAAGUAAAAUAUAAUACAGAUCAGUCAACCUCUGAAAUCUCUGGAACAGAGACAUUCUGUGAUAAAACUAUUGAUGAAACAAUCCUAUCUUUGGGAAAACUUGCUUUCAAAGGACUAGAGGAGAAAAACCUUCUCUUUACUGAAGAAGACUUGACCCGUUGUGGGACUGAUGUAACCAAAGCUGCUGUUUUCUCUGGGUUGUUCACUCAGAUCAAAAGAGAAAAUCACGAGCUGUACCCUCAGAAUAUGUUUUGCUUUGUCCAUCAAAGCAUUCAAGAGUACAUGGCAGCUCUCCAUGUCUUCUACUCAUUUAAUAACAAAGGAGAAAAUGUGUUUGUAGAAUCCAGCUCAGCAGCCUCAGAGUUUUAUAAGAAAGCAGUGGACAAGGCUUUUGAGAAUGAACAUGGGGACUGGGACAUGUUCCUUCGGUUCCUAAUGGGUCUCUCUCUGGAAUCUAAUCAGGAUCUACUUCAGGAUCUGAUAGAUAAGACUGAAAAACACAAAGUCACUAGUAAGGAAACAGCAGAGUACAUCAAAAAGAAGAUCAGAGAGAACAACAGUGACACAGAGAAAAACCUUAAUCUUUUCUACUGUCUUAAUGAGCUUAAUGACGACACGCUUGUUCAAGAAAUCAAAAAUUAUCUUAAGUCAGAAGAGAAACCUUUUGAAACUUUCACUGCUUCUCAGUGGUCAGGUUUAACCUUUGUGCUGCUGACAUCAGAUGAAAACCUUGAAGUGUUUGAUCUUAAAAAAUACCUGAAAUCAGAGAAAGUUCUUCUGGGAUUGAUGCCAGUGGUCAAAGUCUCAAACACUACUUUACUGAGUUGGUGUGAGCUCUCUGAAGAAUCUUGCAAUGGUCUGACAUCUUCAGUGCUAACCAAACCAUCCUCUAAUCUCACAUUGUUGGACCUGAGUCAUAAUGAUUUGCUGGAUGCUGGAGUGAAGCGACUUGCUGAUGGAUUGAAACAUGUGAACUGUAAACUAGAGACUCUCAAGCUGGCAGGAUGCCAGGUGACAGAGAAAGGCUGCAUUUCUCUGGCUGAAGCUAUUGAGUCCCAUAAAAACUCCUCUCUUAAACACUUGGACCUGAGUUACAAUGACCCUGGAGACAAUGGGAUGAGGGCUCUCAAUGCAAUAGUUGAGGAUCCAAACAUGAAACUUGAGCCUGUGAACUUUGACUAUGAAGGAAAACAUCGACUGAAACCUGGUUGGAGUAAAUAUGGUGCAGAUCUUAUAUUUGAUAAGAACUCAGCAAGCAGACGGCUUGUUCUGGUUGAAAACAACAAAAAAGCGAAAACUGAUGAUGAUGUCAAGAAGCAGCGAAAUACAAGUGAUGAAAGGUUCAAGAGGACCCAGGUAUUUUGUGAUAAAGGCCUGAACCAACUUUGUUACUGGGAAGUGGAAUGGAAAGGUAUGGUGGGAAUUGCUGUGGCAUAUAGAGAUGUGGGUAGAAACUGGGACUGUGAUGGUGGUCUGGGAUGCAAUGACAAGUCCUGGAGUCUGCUCUGCUCCAAGACUGGAUACAAAGCCAUGCAUAAAAACACAAAAGAAGAAAUCAAAGUCCCUACAUGCAACAAAAUAGGUGUGUUUCUUGAUUAUGAAGGAGGAACUCUAAGUUACUACAAUAUAACAUCAGAGAAGCGGAGCUUAAUUCAUACUUUCAAAUCAAAAUUCACAGCAGAGCUAUUUCCAGCCUUCUGGUUUGCGAAAGGUUCUGUGACUUUGUGUGACCUGUAGAUUUAUGAGUGCACAAGUUAGAAAGACUGUAAGCACUUAGAGCGAUAUGAAAAGCUGUUUUCCCCCUUCCUGAUUUCAUUUUUUUGCAUAUUUGUUACACUUCAGGGUUUCAGAACAUUAAAAAAAUACAUAUCAGUCAAAGACAACACAAUUAGAUGCAAAAUGGAGUUUUAAAUGCAUGUUUAUUAUUUGGACCCAGUGAGGUCAUCUUUUUGCAAUAUGUUUGUAAUGAAAAGUUUUCAUCACUUCAUAUUCAAGGUAUUCCUCAAAAUACAUGUUAUUGAUAUCAUGCAAUUCAAAUUUUUAAUUUAAUUCUUUUUAAUUCUUUUACACAUUUUAAGAAAUAUCAUGUUUUAUGUUUUAUCUGCCUAUGUAUUUUAUAUUUCAAAUACAAGCCUGUUAUUUAAACUAUUUGAUGAAAUCCAGAAUAUUUUUAUUAUAUUUUGUAUUCUGUAUUGAAAACAAAUUUGCUGAUUGAUAAAACUGACGUUUAACUUUUUCCUUU
This is a messenger RNA of Xiphophorus hellerii (green swordtail), 6796 nucleotides long. RefSeq lists its product as uncharacterized. The record is from RefSeq and is a predicted model, not a curated record. The transcript is spliced from 17 exons. Bases 271 to 6291 code for a protein of 2006 amino acids. Lineage: Eukaryota; Metazoa; Chordata; Actinopteri; Cyprinodontiformes; Poeciliidae. Gene Ontology annotation, molecular function: protein binding.